Molecule: messenger RNA, 1481 nt
Organism: Manihot esculenta (cassava)
Lineage: Eukaryota; Viridiplantae; Streptophyta; Magnoliopsida; Malpighiales; Euphorbiaceae
Product: probable WRKY transcription factor 15
Exons: 3
Coding region: 367-1338 (323 amino acids)
Biological process (GO): regulation of DNA-templated transcription
Molecular function (GO): DNA-binding transcription factor activity; sequence-specific DNA binding
Source: RefSeq, a predicted model, not a curated record
AUAAAAAAUUAAUGCUUAUUUUGUUAUUAUCCAGCUUUUUAUUGGGUAGUCCAAGGCUCCAAGCUACCACUGACUACCUGGACAGCUCGUUGGAUUUGAUCAGAUGUGUACAUCCCCAAAAGGAUUUAAGAGAAAAAAAAUAUAUAGUGAAUGCUUCAAUAACUGGGUUGGUUAUAUUUUGCAGACACUUUAAUUGCUUCUGACUCAGCUGUGUGACUCUGUCAUCAGUAUUAUCAGAAUCUAGCGCUUUUGCAUCUAUAAGACUACAGAUACUUCAUAUCAUCAGCUGUGACGGAACGUGACCUUCUAAUUCAUCUGUAAUCAAGUCCUUCUUUCUGGUGGAUUUAAUUAGACCAUAUCAUAUUCAUGAAGGAAACUUCAGGUGUCUGUGUUUCAUCGACCCCAAGAUGGGAUUUCAAAGUUCAUGAGGUUGCACAAAGUAGCUUCAGGCAAGCUCAUCGUCUGUUCUGCUGCAUCUCUGAUACAACUCACAAGAGAAGCAUUCAAGAAGUAAGUUUGAUUGCUCAAGGUGCUGUCAAUGAAUUCAGAAAUCUUCUUACUCUCCUUGAUGGACCAUCACAGUCAGAUUCUAAAAGGAUCAGAAAAGGUCCUUUGCCACUUCCCCAUGACAUAAACCCUGUUGAGUUGAUGGAUAAUUCUACUUCUAUGCCUCAGAGUUCAGGGUGCAACUUGACUACAGAAACCCGUAUAGUUAGACAACUACUCCCUCUUCAGAGUAUUCAAGCAACCAAUUCAUUGAGCCACACCACCAGUUUCAGCUUUGACAGGGGAAAUAGUAAUUCUAAAGCCAAUGUGGAUUUCACAAACCCUGCGAUGAUACCAAACCUCUCCUUUUCACUGCCAAGCUCACCUUUCUUAAGCUUGGAUGGAAGAGGUGGCAUUGAGAAGCAAUUAGUUCAGUAUUCAGCAUCUGAAACUGGGGCAUCUCGAGACUCUUCCUCAAUGUUUCCGAAGAGCAAGAGUGGGACGAUGAGUGAAGAGACUAGUACCAAGUGCCUAGCCUCAACCGGUGGAUGUCACUGUUCUAAGCGAAGGAAAUUAAGAAUGAAGAAAAUAAUUCAGGUCCCAGCUUUAAGUUGCAAAUUAGCUGAGAUACCGCCAGAUGAUUACACUUGGAGAAAGUAUGGACAAAAGCCCAUUAAAGGAUCUCCUUAUCCCAGGAGCUAUUACAAAUGCAGCAGCAAGAGGGGAUGCCCUGCAAGAAAGCAUGUGGAACGAUGUUUACAGGAUCCCACUAUGUUAGUCGUCACCUAUGAAGGUGAUCAUUGCCACUCCAAACUCUUAUUCUCUUCACCUAACCUCAUGAUUCAGGUUUAAUCUGUUAGUUCACAGCCUAUUCUACUUCUUCUUCUUAAAUAUGAUUCUCUUUUCUGUAAUAAUAACUUCAACAACGGAUUUACCUCUUCAACUGGAUUACGCUCUUUAAUAUUUUACUAAUUGAUGAAAUCUAAUUUGCUUCA